Molecule: messenger RNA, 4580 nt
Organism: Salvelinus namaycush (lake trout)
Lineage: Eukaryota; Metazoa; Chordata; Actinopteri; Salmoniformes; Salmonidae
Product: dnaJ homolog subfamily C member 3-like
Exons: 5
Coding region: 2786-3187 (133 amino acids)
Biological process (GO): protein folding in endoplasmic reticulum
Cellular component (GO): endoplasmic reticulum
Molecular function (GO): misfolded protein binding; protein-folding chaperone binding
Source: RefSeq, a predicted model, not a curated record
GGACGUCUCGAUGGAGGAAAGUCUGUUUUAGCAAAUAGGUAUAGUGGCCCAGGAAAUUGGCAGAUGGAUCUAUACAGCUAACAGUCCAAUAUGCUCUAGACAGCUAGCGGGCCGCGGUUAGCAGAUGGACAUUCAGGGGACGUCGCGAUGUAGAGGCUAGUUGAGUACCCCCUCGAGCAGAUUACGCCGUAGUCCAGUCGUGAAGGAUCGAAGGAUUUGAUUUGCAUUUGUCCUCAACACAAUUUCUAGAGCAGAAUUAUAUCUUAUAAAUACUUAUCUUACUCCAGAAAUAUAAUAUUACAAAGGCAGAAGGUAAUUAAAGUGCAACUUACCUCUGUCUCUGGCUAAGAACCCAAGACAAACAUAUUAAGACAAAAAUAUGAUUAGUGCUUCACGUCAAAAAACUGGGUUUGACUGACAACUUUGAGAGCCAAUGGACUUAAAAGUUUUGACAAGCUAUUUUGAAUCCAUUUCAUUGGUCAAAGCGUUGCGAAACGUUCAUGUAGACGUAAAGGGGACAAUAGUAUCGAUUCAUGUAAAAAAUUUAAUAAAAAAUGGUUUUCAUCCAACAGCAAUGGUAUAAUAAUAUAAAUCUAUGAAACUGAAGUGAUUUAGUAAAAUGUAACGGAGUAAAAGGUAAGUUACUUCCUUCAGAAAUUUCGUAAGAGUACAAGUACAGCCCACUGAGAGUAACUAGAAAAGUAUUAGUUCCUCCAAAAAGGGCAGUGGGCCCGAUUCGAAUUCGAACCCAUGCCUACCCUGACACGUGUGCCGUUGUCAUUGAUUGUACCCACUGGACCACUCAGGGACUGAGAGACGUAUUCAUGUAUUUUGCCUAUUGCUUGCCUUGAACAUAUAAUAAACCAAUUGUACAAAAAAAAAUAGAUUUUCCCGAAUGAAAAAUACAUCUACCCCUUACAAAUAUUGUCAAUUUAUUUUAAUUCACAUGAGACGCAUGUAGCCUACAUAGGCUACUUGAACUGACGCCCAGUGGACCUAUAAAACACCACUUACAGCAGCUCCCUAGCCGUGAUUCUAAAUAUUAAAUAGACCUUUAAAAUCCUCCUGCUGCAGGAUUAAUUUCCUCCUGCAAUGAAAUGGUUCAUAUUAAGAUCCAACAUCUCUACCUGACCUACAAUGAGCGGGCAGCUGUGUUUCUGGCAAUGGGGAAGUCCAAGUCAGCCCUGUCGGACCUGACCAUAGCUAUCCGACUCAAGCCAGAUGACCUCAAUGUGAGUGGACAUGGACAAUUGUCAACAAUAACAUAAUCUCUGUUUCAUGACAAGUCACGGUUAUGGACAACAACGUUGUGAUAUUGUUAUUAACGCUCUUUCUCCAUCUAUCUCUGCCUUUUUACCUGUAUCUAUCUUUCUCCAUCUAUCUCUGCCUUUUUACCUGUAUCUAUCUUUCUCCAUCUAUCUCUGCCUUUUAACCUGUAUCUAUCUUUCUCCAUCUAUCUCUGCCUUUUAACCUGUAUCUAUCUUUCUCCAUCUAUCUCUGCCUUUUAACCUGUAUCUAUCUUUCUCCAUCUAUCUCUGCCUUUUUACCUGUAUCUAUCUUUCUCCAUCUAUCUCUGCCUUUUUACCUGUAUCUAUCUUUCUCCAUCUAUCUCUGCCUUUUAACCUGUAUCUAUCUUUCUCCAUCUAUCUCUGCCUUUUAACCUGUAUCUAUCUUUCUCCAUCUAUCUCUGCCUUUUUACCUGUAUCUAUCUUUCUCCAUCUAUCUCUGCCUUUUAACCUGUAUCUAUCUUUCUCCAUCUAUCUCUGCCUUUUUACCUGUAUCUAUCUUUCUCCAUCUAUCUCUGCCUUUUUACCUGUAUCUAUCUUUCUCCAUCUAUCUCUGCCUUUUAACCUGUAUCUAUCUUUCUCCAUCUAUCUCUGCCUUUUUACCUGUAUCUAUCUUUCUCCAUCUAUCUCUGCCUUUUAACCUGUAUCUAUCUUUCUCCAUCUAUCUCUGCCUUUUUACCUGUAUCUAUCUUUCUCCAUCUAUCUCUGCCUUUUUACCUGUAUCUAUCUUUCUCCAUCUAUCUCUGCCUUUUUACCUGUAUCUAUCUUUCUCCAUCUAUCUCUGCCUUUUAACCUGUAUCUAUCUUUCUCCAUCUAUCUCUGCCUUUUAACCUGUAUCUAUCUUUCUCCAUCUAUCUCUGCCUUUUUACCUGUAUCUAUCUUUCUCCAUCUAUCUCUGCCUUUUUACCUGUAUCUAUCUUUCUCUUUCUGUCUGGCUGCUACAGAAGAGACUACAGGACUACCAUCAAUGUGUUGGAUCGGGUCGUAGUGGUAGGGGCUAGCUCCGCCACAGCGCCUCGUCGUUAGGCCUGGUGGUGGAGGUACAGGUUAGCGCUGCACCAGGACCUAGGCAUUGGGCCUGGUCAUGGAGGUAGGGGUUAGCUCUGCCACAGUGCCUAGUCGUUGGGCCUGGUGGUGGAGGUACAGGUUAGCCACAGGGCCUAGUCGGAGGAUGGAAAGAAAGUAAGGCCUAUUUUCCUAAACAAUUCCAUCAUCAUCAAACAGUGCUGUAUUAUACUUCAACGGUCUUUGUAUCAAAUUAUAAAAAGGUAAAAUUCACACCACUGACCCUACCUUCCUUUUUCCAAAAGCUGUCCCCCUGGGACUCUGAGUCUCUGGAGCUCCGGGCUGAAUGCUACAUCCGCCUGGGAAACACCAGGAAGGCCAUCCAGGACCCGACUCCCACUGCCUGGCUGAGGAAUGACAACCGAGCUGCCUUCCUCAAGCUCAGUACCCUGCACUAUAGCCUGGGGGAGAACAAGGAGUGAAUAGGGUAUGAAAUGGCCAUAUACAACUAUGAGUCAGUGAUGAAGACAGAACCUAAUGUCCCCUACUACGCCAAUAAGGCAAAAGAGAGGAUCUGCUUCUGCCUGGUCAAGAAAAAGAUGACUGCUAAGGCAAUAUACAUCUGCUCUGAAGCCCACCAGAGAGAUCCACGCAACAUCAACAUCCUUCGAGAGACAGAGCUGAGGCCUUCAUCCUCAACCGGGACUACGAAGAAGGAGUGCCAACAAAGAGGAAAUGAUCCAUGCGUACAGGCAGCAGGCAAAAAGUGGCAUCCUGACAAGUACAGAAAGGAUUGGGAGGAGAGGAAGGCAGGGAAAAGGUUCAUCGACAUCACCUCUGCAAAAGAGGUGCUCACCGACCCAGAAAUGCGUAAGAAGUUUGACUCAGAAGUUUGAUCACUGGACCCAGAGAGCCUGCAGGGUGGAGGAGGGGGUCAGGGUGGCCAGGGAUGGCCCUUCCACUUUAACCCAUUUGAGUCCGGCGGCAACUACCACAUCAAGUUCCACCACUAGUACUACAUAAUACAAUGUAAAAUAUAUAUAUUAAAAAAGUCUGUCUCUACACAGUAACCGUCAUGCCGUAAGGUGAUCUUUUAUCUGGGUUUUUUCUGGUUUUAUUGCUAGCUUGGGGUGGCAGAGAGUUCCAUGUAGUCAUGGCUCUAUGUAAUACUGUGCGUUUUCCCAGCCUCUCUUCUAGACUUGGGGACUGUGAAGAGGCCUCUGAUUGCAUGUCUUCUGUUGUACUGAUGAGUGUCUGACCUGUGUACCAACUGCUUGAACAGACAGUUUGGUAACACCUUUUUAACACCUCAACACAAAGACCAAUAGUGGCGAUACAGUCAAUCUCUCCUCAACUUUGAGCCUGGAGAGACUGACAUGCAUACCACUGACAUUCGCCCUCCGUGUACAUCUAAGUGCAAUACGUGCUGCUUUGUUCUGGACCAACUGCAAUUUUCCACUCGAGUGGUCAAAGACACAAAGUCCUGUAUAGGUGUGCUGUUCAGUCCUCCCAUCUAGGCCCAGGCUGUUGAUACUGUCAUUACAUUCCUCAAACUACCCAUGUUGUUUUUCUUUAGGAUGUCAGUCUGUUGCUUUUACUUUUGCUUUGUGGUUGUGCCAUUUUCUUCCACCUUAUUCUUCCUCAAAGGGCUUGUUUUGGUAGCAGCGUAGCCUGUUUUGGUAGCAGCGUAGCUUGUUUUGGUUUUUGCUCUGCUAGAAUAGCCUGGGUGCCGGACUGUUUCUCCAUUUAUUUAAUAACGCUAAGACAAGCUCAAGUCGCAUGAAAGCAGAUUCAGAAUGACACCCAAGCUAUUUAAACAGAUUAUAAUCAGAGCUGCACAAUGUUCAGAGCUUUCAGAAUGUUUUAUUAGAGAUAUUUGUUCUCUUCACCACACAAACUAUAUAAGUGUCUGUUCUGUUUGUUAUAUUUCUAUCUGCAAAGUUUUCAACGUUCUCCACUGAAUAUACCCUUGUCUCGACUUAAUUGACACAACAGGUGUUAUGAAAUAUUUGGUGACUUAAUCCUUCCUGGUUGUGUACCCAAUCACCAUAGAGAAUGAUAGAUGCCUCUAGUUGCCAAAAGGCAGUUUUAGCAUUGGCAGUGCCAUUUGAGGACUUAGACCAUUUUAAUGUAGUCAACUGGGUGGGACUUUCAACUUCAUUGGCUGAACCCUUCCGAUGACCUGGUUGGAGUGAAAUCAAAAUCAAAUCAAAUUUUAUUGGUCACAUACACAUGGUUAUCAGAUGUUAAUGUGAGUGUAGCGAAAUGCUUGUUCUUCUAGUUCCAACA